Molecule: messenger RNA, 1059 nt
Organism: Dibothriocephalus latus
Lineage: Eukaryota; Metazoa; Platyhelminthes; Cestoda; Diphyllobothriidea; Diphyllobothriidae
Source: the annotation of a GenBank genome assembly
AUGUCACCCAGGCUGACAUCGCCGCAACUUUGCUACCGAAAUGACAGUCUGGCACACGCGCAGUCCCUGAAGUCACCGGUGCUGCAGGGCUCGCCGGUUACCUGCAACGUAACUCCCACGUCAAGACAGCCGCGUAUCUCCCAGCCAGCACUGACUCCGUCGGCGUUCGUCUUCCGAAAUUACCGCACUAAUGACACAGACGGCUACCAGGUUAUGAACGACGAUGCCAAGAUGUCGGGCCUGGAACACCAUCUGCGUACCAGCCAAGCGGUUGCUUUUCCCACCUCAGCUGCGGGGUUUGUGCCUACGACGGUCAUCUCGCCUACAUCAAAGGGUGGGUGUCUUAUUCGGCUGAACGAGAUCUCGCCCGAUAAGAGUGUCAAAUAUCACGAAGGUAUGAGCAACUGUGAUCCCCUGGGAAAUGACUUCGGCACCGAAAGCUACCAACGUACCGCCAACGGACUGGCCUUUUUCUCCCCUACGUCUUCUGCCAAUUAUGUAACCCAGCUCGCCGCUGAUAAUGGCCAUUCUCGAAGAAAGCCUUUUCAUAUCGGCGGUGUCGAUGUUGUUGCGCCCAUGACUUUUGAAAAUCGCGAACUCUGCCAAUUAAAUGACGGAGAGAAUGAGGGCAUGAGGUCUGAGAAUAAUCGCAAAAACAGUUCCUCGCGGCCGCAAAGCAAAGGUGCCGUGCAGGCCGAACCGAUGGCCGGACUGCCCCGAUGUGUCCAGGCUUCGCCCAAACGCUCCCUUGCGGGCGCCAAUCCCAAGAUGCGUCCAGUCUUUGUCACUCCGCCUAGAAUUCGUCAUGUCCAGGCAGCCAGCACGAAAACCCUGUCACGCAGCCUCUCAACUGACUCCAGUCUGAACAACUUGCGAUUUGGCACCCUAGAGCAAAACGACAACGGUCUGCACUAUAACCCCAUCCAGAUUUCUCCCUUCGCCUCUCCAAAACAUCCAAGAGUUUCGCAUGGGUCUGAGAAAUCAGCGGUAGGCACUGGUGUCAACUUCAUCACCAAGGCCAAGACGCUAGGUCCAGAAGUUCGUGGAAGCUUUGUAUGA